Molecule: messenger RNA, 2031 nt
Organism: Stylonychia lemnae
Lineage: Eukaryota; Ciliophora; Spirotrichea; Sporadotrichida; Oxytrichidae
Source: the annotation of a GenBank genome assembly
AUGAGUGAACUUAAAGCAGGAGCAAAAUCAAAUAAUCUGCUCACCAAGCCAUCUUAGUAUUUGGUAGCUGCCAAGUCUCAAGAAGAUGGGAUGACUAGUUUUAAGUCAGAGGAGAUCAGCAGUGAAUAUAUGCUAAGCUCCAAGUUAGAUGAUUCUCAUAUUCAGCUUUUUAACCCAGAUGGGGAACAACCAAUAUAAAAUUAAUAGCGAGCAUAAUUCAACUUAUCUGCUAUGAAUCCUGAAACAAUAAGAAAUAAGUUUGGAAUGCUAAAGGUCAAUAAAAAAAUUGGAAUAUUAGUGAACUAGGUUGUAGGUAAAAUGGGUGGUGGUCUUGGAGGGAUUCAGACUAUUCCCUUUAAUCACUAGCAAGAAGGUACAAUUCCAAUACCUUCAGCUGAUAGAAAGUAUUUAUUUAAAGGAUCUGGAGCUGGAGCUCAAACUCCAAAUUAAUAACUAAACAGAGUAAAUAGCAAGUAAUCAGAUUUCGACUCUUCGGCUUAAGCAGCCUAAAGCUAAACAAGACUACAACCCCGUCCACUUCUAUAUAGAAGAGACUCUCACACAAAAAGUCCUUUGCCAAAGUAAAAUAGUUUUCGAAAUAAAGGGGGAUCUCAAAAAAAUUAAUAAAUUCUUCUCUCUCCUUAAUAGUAAUAAGAAGAUGAUAAAAAAAUCCCCCUCCGACUUAGGAAGGUAAAUUUGGAGGGCAUAUAUAGUACAGCCUAAAGAAAAGAGGAUGAGGAUAAAAUCCGGCAAUUUUUCGAAAUCAACCCAAAAAUGUUGAAAUUUGCAGACGGAAUGAAACUUAUAAACAGAUUUGUCUACGAUUCGAACAGUAUUUACUAACAAUAAAAGCUGUCAAAAUUAAAUUAAAACAGCAAAUUACAAAAUGUCCUUGACAUCUCCUAUAGAUAGACUAAUAAACUUAAUGAAAUGCUCAAAUUAUUUUCCCCGAUGAACUCCUUUCAUAAUAGAAGCAGGUAUGGAUCUCAACCAGCUUCUGUACAAUAUUAUUAAGAUGAAACUGAAGAUCCCCCUUAAUAUGAAUAGAGCCCUAUUGAUUAAUCAUUAUUGACUUUAGACAUUAGAGAAUCAAGUAAUUCACCUUCAGCAAAGAAAAAGCUCUUGGCUAAAUUCAUCUAUUCUGAAAAGAAGCAGACCUUUCAUUUAAGCAAGGCCUUAGCAGAAGAACGGGAGAAGGCAAGAAUACAGAGUGCUCUUUUGAAAUAAAGAAGAAAAAGUGCUAUUAAAAGACUCAAUGAAGCUAGAGGUAUGAUGCUUUCAAACGAGGGACUCAAGUAAAGAGUUGAAUAUUCUACUUAGGUAGAUGAAGUGAUAUCAAAUUUAAAGCAACUACAAGAGUCAAGAGACACAAAUCUUAAAAGCCUAGAGGAUUAUAAUCAAAGUCCAGGAGAUGCAUCGCAAAUGUCCCGGCAGAAUACAAUUAACAAAUCAUAUCCUAAUAAAAAUGUCUUUGACCUUAAGGUGUUUAGAGAAAAUUUAAGCUAUUAUGAUGAAUUCAUCAACAAUGCAAAGCUCAAUCAGGAACGGGGAAUUAGAAAUAGGUUUCCUCUAUAUGAGCCUGCAUAAACUACCUAAAAUACGUUUAGACAUAAGAUGGUAGUCUCUGUACCAUCAAGUCCACAAUCAGCUGCAGUUACCAAUAGACUUAUGGAAUCUUUCAAUUAAAUGAAAGAAGGAAGAGAUAAAUCCCAAUUUGAAAAAGAAGCUAAUACUACAGCUGCGAGGACAACUUACUUCAAGUUUGGAAGUACUGCUCGGGAAUCUCAUACCCAUGGUCCAAAGAGCAAUAUUUUUAGUAACAACUUUGGUAGAUUUUCAGUUCAGUCUAAUAGAGAUGCAAUUAAUUAUAACCUUUUGUACAGUUCGAAACCAAAAAAAUUAGAAGUUACUAAUAUGUCACAAACUGGAAGCAAAUUUAGACUUAAAAAACUUUAAGAUUACAAAAGAUUUUCUGAUUAGGGCCCUCUCAGUGAUAAGGACUCUGAUAUUCCCUCAAUGAUGCAAGAUUGA